This is a messenger RNA of Cucumis sativus (cucumber), 2207 nucleotides long. It is a transcript of the gene ATMRK1, whose product is annotated as serine/threonine-protein kinase STY13. Gene Ontology annotation, molecular function: protein kinase activity; ATP binding. Gene Ontology annotation, cellular component: plasma membrane. The record is from RefSeq and is a predicted model, not a curated record. The coding region runs from base 695 to 1891 and encodes 398 amino acids. The transcript has 6 exons. Gene Ontology annotation, biological process: protein phosphorylation. NCBI's taxonomy places the organism in Eukaryota, Viridiplantae, Streptophyta, Magnoliopsida, Cucurbitales, Cucurbitaceae.
UUUUGCUCUGUGAAUUGUUGUCCACAAAAGCUGCCUCUCCCUUUCGCUUUCUUUCACCAAUUCAACAAUACCCAUUUCUCUUUUCUUCUCUAUUUCCCUUCUUUGGCUUCUUCAUUUCAACCCCUCUUCCAUAUCUGUGAAGGGGUAUUUGCCUCCUUCAUUUCUGUUAUUCUUUCUUUCUUUUUUAUUGUUUUUUCUUACGAUUCUGCAUAUGGGUUGAUUUUCUCUAGCCUUCUUUAUCGCCAAAUUCGCAGAAUUUGGUCGAAGAUACUCAAAUUUUACAGUUCUUAGCUCCUAGAUUUGUGGGGGUGGCUGCUGGCUGGAACAGUAUUUGCAAGUCCAGUUUUUUUAUUUUUCAGUACCAUAAUAUUUUAUUAAACGUUUGAGUUCCUUGGUUAACCUUUUUUUAUAUAAAAGAAACAAAAGAAGGGCUGAGAGAUUAUUGGUUGUUUGUUUGUUUUUUUUUGUUUUUGUUUUAGUUGAUUUCAUGGUGGUUUCGUUGAACUGGUAACUUACUGAUUUUCUUCUUCUUGUCAUCUUCAUCAAGGUUUUUUGACCAAUUGCUUGGUUUGGUUUUUAUUGUCUUCCAUGCCUCUGUAAAAGUUCCCCAGUGUUUUCAAAAUUUGCUUUGUUAUCUUUUAUACUCUCUACUUUCAAUCCAUCUAUCUAUCUAUCAAUAAAGCUUUAUUAAAACAUGGAUUUAGCGAAUGGGGGCGAGGCCGGCAAGGCUCUGGUGGCUAAUCAAGUAGCUGAUAUUGUUUCUGGUAAAUCUAGAAAUACCCAAGAGAAUGAUUUGGGUUCAAAGUUGGGGACAGGAAGCAAAAGCAAUAGGGAUAUGGUGUUUCGUGCUGAUAAGAUUGAUUUCAAGAGUUGGGAUAUUCAGCUGGAGAAGCACUUGAGCAGGGCUUGGUCAAGGGACAGGGAAGUGCCUGCUAAAAAGGAAGAAUGGGAGAUUGACUUGUCUAAACUUGAUAUCAGAUAUGUUAAAGCUCAUGGAACUUACGGUACUAUUUACAGAGGAAACUAUGACGGCAACGAUGUUGCAGUGAAAGUGCUUGAUUGGGGGGAGGAUGGUGUUUCCUCAGUCGCUGAAAUUGCUGCUCUUCGAACAUCUUUUCGCCAGGAAGUUGCUGUAUGGCAUAAGCUUGACCAUCCCAAUGUUGCAAAGUUUUAUGGAGCAUCAAUGGGGACGUCAAACCUUAAAAUCCCUCCCAAAAGCUCAUCAUUCGACAGUAACCAAACUUUUCCUUCAAGGGCUUGCUGCGUUGUUGUUGAGUAUCUUCCAGGUGGAACCCUAAAAAGCUUUUUAAUCAAAAAUAGGAAAAGGAAACUUGCAUUUAAGGUUGUGAUUCAACUUGCAUUGGAUCUUUCUAGAGGUUUGAGUUAUCUACACUCCAAAAAGAUUGUACACCGUGAUAUUAAAACAGAGAAUGUUCUGCUAGAUGCUCAGAAGACUCUGAAAAUUGUUGACUUUGGCGUUGCUCGAGUCGAAGCACAGAACCCAAAGGAUAUGACUGGAGAGACUGGCACCCUUGGUUACAUGGCCCCCGAGGUCCUUGAUGGUAAGCCUUAUAAUCGGAAAUGUGAUGUUUACAGUCUUGGUAUAUGUUUGUGGGAAACAUAUUGCUGCGAUAUGCCUUACCCAGAUCUCAGUUUUGCUGAAGUGUCUACUGCAGUUGUGCGGCAGAAUUUACGACCAGAUAUCCCUAGGUGCUGCCCAAGUUCGUUUGCAAAUAUCAUGAAAAGAUGUUGGGACGCAAAUCCAGAAAAGCGACCCGACAUGGAUGAGGUCGUAAAACUGUUGGAAGCCAUUGAUACAAGUAAAGGGGGUGGCAUGAUUACUGAAGAUCAGAUUAGCUGUUUCUGUUUCCGCCCGGCUCGUGGUCCAUAAAUUUCGACAUCUUUGCUACACCAUUUACUUGCAGUUGAAGAUGGUUCAGAGAAGUCAUUGGGAUGAUCCAUCAUAAUACUCAUUGGUUCAUACAAUACAUUUCUCAAGGUCAUGGCUUUGGGUUUCAUAGUAUGAACUUUUGAUGCCAAAUAGAAAUUUAGAAUAAUCAUAUGUCAAACCAUUCGUUGGUGUAAUUAUGUUUUAUUGCAUAGUUUUGCAUUCUUAUGAAUGUUUAGUUACAAGGAACAGCUGAUUGGCACACACACACAUAUAUAUAUAUAUAUUUUUGGGCUCAAACUGAUUUGGCAUUCUCAUA